Messenger RNA from Oryzias melastigma (Indian medaka), 5535 nucleotides. Its product is annotated as kelch-like protein 9. Gene Ontology annotation, molecular function: protein binding. Lineage: Eukaryota; Metazoa; Chordata; Actinopteri; Beloniformes; Adrianichthyidae. The transcript has 4 exons. The coding region runs from base 40 to 3303 and encodes 1087 amino acids. The record is from RefSeq and is a predicted model, not a curated record.
ACCUGAAGAUUCGCCUGCAGACGGAGGGAGUGGCAUGAAAUGGCCAAACACAAUCCUGGAAAGGAGAAGAGGAGCCUGCAACAAUACCAACAGCAGGAGCUCCUCACUGACCCUGCAGGAGUAAAAGCAGGAGUAGGCGAUCUUCUGCAUCCUUGCAGCUUCAAAGGUCAGAGAAUGGCAGUGGCUCAUCCAUGUCCGCAGAAAAAGUGGCACGAAUGGAGGAGAGAGGUAGGGGAGAGCAGCCAGCAGUGGAUGGAAAGGGUCAACGACAGCGAGGAGGAGGAUUCUAGUGGUGAAGAGGAGGAUCUCGAAGAGGAAGGUGAUGAAUGGAAGUCUGAAAAAGAGCAAGCAAUUACGGACGAAGAGGAUGACAUGGAUGAAGAUUCUGGAGAGGAGGAGAUGUAUGUGCAGAAAUGGAAGGAAGAUUUGAAAAAUGAAAUUAGGAGAAAGCUUCAACUUGUGGUGGAAAAGCAGGACAACUGUAGGCAGAGAUGGAAGGAGGACUUAAAAAAUGAAGUCAGAAGAAAACUCAAUUUUCAAGAGACGGCGGAGAGUGAAAAAGAAGACAAUUGCGUGCAGAGAUGGAAGGAGGAUUUGAAAAAUGAAAUCAGGAGGAAGCUUCAACUUCAAGAAAAAGUGGAGAGUGAGGAAGAAGAUGAAGGAAUGGGUAGCAGAGAGGAAGAAGAUGAAGAUGCAAGAGAAGAGCUGCUCCAGAAAGAGGAAGAUAACCAGGAUGCCAAUCAGCAGGAAUGUGAACAAAAUGGAUCGUACUAUUCAGAGGAAUCUGAGGAAGAAGGAUUUCAGGACAACAAUUUGUGGCAAAAUCCACAAGAUGUAAGUCACAAAGAAGAGGAAGAACUUUCCGUUAAAUCAUUUAAGAGUGAAGAUCAUGAAGGAGGAAGUGAGAAGGAAGAUGAGAGUAAAAAUCUAUGCGGAAAUGAAAACUUUGAAGACUUGUUAGUCGAAAACAGAUAUGAAGCAGAAGAGCAAGGUGAGGAGGUGGCAGAUGAAGAAGAGUUGAUCGCUGGAUCUCUAGAAGACUUUGAUGGGGAUCAGGAGGAAGAGGAGGUAAAUGAGAGUGGAGAAGAAGAAGAAGAAGAAGAAGAAGAAGAAGAAGAAGAAAAAACAUACUCCAAAGAGGAUCACCCCACAAAUAUGUUCCUGACCUUAACGGAGUUCAGAGAUGCCUCCAUUCUCACAGACCUAAGUUUGCACACUGUAGAUGGGAGGAGCCUCCGAGUACACUCUAUCGUCCUGGCGGCGGUCAGCUCCCUCAUCUGGAGGCAGCUGAGCAGAAGGAACGAUGAAAUCGACUGUAGAGGUGAUGAGGUCAACGAUGAAGAUUAUGACUGGUCGUUGGUUCUGGGUCCAGAGGUGGAUCAUGUCGGCCUACAGGCAGUUGUGGACUUUGCCUACACCGGACACACAGACCUCUUGAACAAGCAGAACCUGGAGCAGAUAAAGACUGCGGCUCUAGCACUUGGUGCAGGUCGGCUGUUGGACCUUUGUGUUAAAGAAGAGCAGCUGUCCAAGAAACCAGCUGAAAGCGAGACAGAUGGAAGCCUCUCUGCGGCACAGCAACUGGUGAUGAAUCUUGAGUUGAUUGAACUGCUGUGGGAGGAAGGAAUUGGCUGUGACGUGACGCUGGAAGCUCGUGGCGGAUCGCUGCAGGUCCACAGAGUCAUGUUGGCUGCGAACAGUGACUACUUCCGUGGGAUGUUCACCCUGGACAUGAAGGAGUCCCGUCAGCCUUGUGUGAAGCUCCCCUACCUAUUGGAGAAUGAGCUGGAGCUCAUCAUCGGCAGCUCCUACACCGGAGUUCUUUCCCUCAGCUGGAGUUGUGUCUUUGAGAUCACCAGCACAUCUCUGCAGCUCCAGUACCAGCCUGCCCUGAUCCUGUGUCUCACCUUUCUGAAACAGGAGAUAUGCCCCGAUACCUGCCUGGAUGUGGUAUCCUUUGCUCAAGCUUACCAAAUCACUGAUCUCCUUGAAAUUGCUGAAGAUUACGUGUUGAGGCAAUUUCAAAGGGUAGCAUGCACGUCAAAAUUCAAGGACCUGCCAGCUAGGCAACUCCUGGGGUACCUAAACAGCCUUUCCCUCUGUGUGCCGUCGGAGCUCGUCGUGUUCAAAGCUGUGGUCACGUGGAUCCUCGCACAGCCCAUGAAAAGGCUCAGACUGGCAAAGGAGCUCAUGAAAACAGUCCAAUUCCCCCUGAUGACAUUCAAGGAGUUCAAAGAGGUCCGCUACCAGAACAUGUGGUCCGAUCACAACUUGACUGAGCUGUAUGAGGCAAUCUUUGAAGACUUCUGUUCCAACAACACGCCUGUGCAGAACCAGUGCCGCAUCUAUCUGCCUAAAGAGAGUGUGGUUCUGAUAGGAGGCGACCAGAUCUCUCCGGACAUGGCGAGCCGCAGCAUCAGCAGCCAACUAUGGUUUGGAAAUUCGCUGAGGAACCACACAGGGGUGAAGAAGGCCAUGGAGUGGAGACAUCUGGGGGAGAUGCCAGAGACACCCAGGUAUGGUCACGAGGUGGCUGUGCUUCACGGACUACUGUAUAUUUUCGGAGGCAAGAAGUACUAUGGCACUGGGGACACCUUGAACUCCGUUUACAGGUAUGACCCGCUACAGAAUGUCUGGCAGUGCAUUCAGGAGAUGCAGGAAAAAAGGUGCUCAUUCUCCGUGGUCGUACUAGACGAAAAGAUAUACGCCAUUGGGGGACAUUGUGAGCCGUAUCACAUGGACAGUGUUGAGUGUUACUGUCCAACCACAAACUCCUGGAGCUUUAGCCGGCCCUUGGAUCUGCCUCUGAGCGGUCAUGUAGCAAGAGUUUGCCAGGAUCAGAUCAUCGUGACAGGCGGUGGAAACAGCGAGUCCCUGUGCCUCGCCUCCACAUUUGUGUACCGCCCACAGACAGGAAGCACCCCUCUGGCUAACCUGAUCCAACCUCGCGCUCGCCACUGCAUGGAGGUCCUAUGGGAACGUCUCUACGUAGCCGGUGGAAUCAGCUCGCAUGACAACACAAACGCAACAGAUCUCCUGACGUGUGAAGUGUACAGUCCUGCCGCUAACUCCUGGACUGCUUUCCACUCUCUGCCGGUGCCGCACGUGGGAGCAGGAAGUGCAGUUUUGGAGGGAAAGUUUUACGUGCUGGGCGGAUACAGCCAGGAGGACUUCAGUGACACCAGCAUCAUCCAUCGUUAUGACCCCCACAUACAUAAGUGGGAGAUCAUGGGCAAAAUGCCCGGGCCAAACAACGAUCUGAGGGCGUCUGUGCUGUGUUUGCCACAGCAUUUUCGAAUUUAAAAUUUCAACACAGAUGACUGACGAAUGAUUUAGCUUGAAAAUUACUCACAAGUUUCUACACUGUUUUUUCAUCAUGUUCUCAUUCUUAAAUGUUUUCUCUACAGAUAAUGAUGUGUUUUGUGAAUAAAUGACACAUUUUGAUUAAAUUCUUCUUUUAUAAAAGAUUCUAAUAACAUUGUUCAACCACAUCGGUUCAAAACGCCGGUAAAAGAAAUGGAAAACUUGUUAAGAAAAGUUUAUUUUUUAAAUCUGUAGUGUAUAUAUUUAUUUCAUUUUUGAGAUCUUACUUUAAAACAUGUUAAAUAUUUGUAUCAUCCACAGUUUUAUUGGAACUGCAAUAUCUGGAUUCACUGAGCUAAACAGAUUUUGGUUUUGUUCUGGUCAAAUUCAGAUUUGGUUUUGGUUUAUUGCAGCUUUGCUCAUGGUCCAGUUUAAAGUUACAAGUAGUUUUGGUUCUGGUCUGAACUAUUUGAAUAAAGGUUUGGCCCUGAAAUAUUUUAACUUUGGUCCUGGUCUGGACCGGUUAUACUUCUGGUCUGAUCCAGGUUGGGUUCUGACCUAAUAAAGCUUUGGUCCUGGUCUGAACCUUGUUUAAUUUUGGUCUGGUACAGGUUUAGCUCUGACCUAAUGCAGCUUUGGUACCAAUCUAAUCUGGGCUUGAAACUAGUUAGAUGAAGGUUUGGUCCUGGAAUAUUUUGAGUUUUGGACACGGUCUCAGAUUUGGUUCUGGUCUGAACAAGGUAUAGUUCUGGUUUGAACCUGGUCUGAACCUUAUUUAAUUUAGGUCUGGUACAGAUUUAGAUAAAAUCUAAUGCAGCUUUGGUACCAGUCCAAUCCGGGUUUGAAACCUGUUAGAUUAAGGUUUGGUCCUGGAAUAUUUUCCACUUUGUUCCUGGCCUAAUUCAGAUUUGUUCGUCGCCUGGACCACAUUCAAUACUGGAUUGAUCCAGGUUUGGUUCCGGUCUAAUAAAACUUAUAUCUUGAUCUGAACUUGGUUCAAUUGUGGUUUGAUACAGGUCUGAUUUGGUUUGAUGAUAUACGUUUGAUGUUGCUCUAAUCCAGAUUUGGUGCUGGUAGGAACGCGCUUUGAAUUUCACCUUGAACCUGUUUGGUUCAGGUAUAAUACAGCUUUUGUUUUGGUCUGGACUAGGUUUAAAUCUUGUCUUGUCAGGUUUGAUCUUGCUUUAAUCCAGGCUUGGUGCUAAUCUAAACUAGUUUUGGACCUUGUUUAAUCCAGGCUUGGUCUUAGACUGAUACACUUUUGGUUCUGGUGUAAACCAGAUUUAAAUCAGGACUAAUAAAUCUUUUGUCUUGGUUUAAUUUAUGUUUGGUUAUAUUUUUUUAUCCUGUUUUGGUUCUAGUACAAUCCAGGUUUGGAUCUAGUUUGAUACCAGUUUGGUCCUAGUCUAAUCCGGCUUUGGUUUUGAUCUGAACCAGAUUUGAUGUAGUGUGAUCCAGCUUUGAUUCUUGUCUGAACCACCUUAAAUUCUGGCUUGGUAGAGGUUUACUGCUGAUCUAACCCAGAAGAGAUUAAGGUCUGGUCCAGAUCUGGUUGUGUACCUAAACUUUACAGAUGAACUUUUAGCAUGGUUCAUUCUAACCUGCUCCCACAUCUGUCCAGCAGGAUUUUAGGGGCGGAGUUUGACUGUUUUGUUACGUAGUGUCGUUUUUUUGAUGGACAUGUCACGAAGAAUCGGUGGAAUCCUUUCGUGGUUGAAGUUUUAAGUCUUCCUCUUCUUUACUCUAAGUUUGAGGAAAAGAAAAAAAAAUCCUUUGUCUAAAAGACAAAGGAACUGGAGACAAAACCAACCAGUCGGUCAAAUUGAUGUUUUUAUUUAAGCUGAUUAGUGCUGCACAAAUCCACCAGGAGUUGUCGUUUUUACACUAUUAACUGAUCUACUCCUGGUUGAUGAAUGUUGUUUUUUUUACGUCUUUGAUGUUUGUCCAUUUUUUUCUUUUGGGGGAGGGUUUGCUCUCCUGUUUGCAUUUGGUGCUUCACAGAAGGUUUUACUCAAAAGAACUGAAGACUGACCCUAAAACUGAAAUAUCAGAUUAUCGGUUGACGGUGAAAGUUAUAGUAUGAAUGACCUUCUGAGCCUUUUUUCUAGAAGAAAUUCUGUUUUCCAUUUUAAUAAAGAUGAGUUUUAUCUUCAACAAGAUCUACAAUUCCUUCAAAAUAUAUUGUAUCUGACAGUUGAAAGCAAUACUUUUUUAGGUCGUUUUGGACGUAUA